This is a messenger RNA of Adineta ricciae, 444 nucleotides long. The record is from the annotation of a GenBank genome assembly. NCBI's taxonomy places the organism in Eukaryota, Metazoa, Rotifera, Eurotatoria, Adinetida, Adinetidae.
AUGACGAGUUUAGCAAAAUUCUUCGAUAAAAAUGUUUAUAACAAAAUAAAUCGUGAAGUUAAUUUCAAUGAUCCGAAAUAUCGAGGCAAAAUCGUUGGACUUUAUUUUAGUGCACAUUGGUGUCCACCAUGUCGAGCAUUUACACCGAAAUUAGUAGAAUUCUAUCGAACACAUGCAAAAGAGAAGAAUUUCGAAAUUAUUUAUAUCAGUUCAGAUCAAGAUGAACGACAAUAUGAAGAAUAUUACAAAGAAAUGCCUUGGUUAAGAUUUGAUUUUCGUCAACAGAGAAAACGUGACAAAUUAAUGAAAGUUUUCAAAGUUUCAGGUAUACCACAAUUAAUUUUGUUCGAUGGUGAUACAGGAAACAUUCUUUGUACAAAUGCAAUGGAACAAAUUCAAUAUCGUGAUAAAAAGGGCGAACUUUUUCCAUGGAAACAACAUUAA